Molecule: messenger RNA, 2076 nt
Organism: Archocentrus centrarchus (flier cichlid)
Lineage: Eukaryota; Metazoa; Chordata; Actinopteri; Cichliformes; Cichlidae
Product: synaptosomal-associated protein 25
Exons: 8
Coding region: 163-813 (216 amino acids)
Biological process (GO): synaptic vesicle priming; synaptic vesicle fusion to presynaptic active zone membrane; exocytosis
Cellular component (GO): SNARE complex; plasma membrane
Molecular function (GO): syntaxin-1 binding; SNAP receptor activity; voltage-gated potassium channel activity
Source: RefSeq, a predicted model, not a curated record
CUAACCGGGCAGGAAGAGCAGGUCUGCGCUGCUGAUGGUCUGCUGUGGAAAACCACGACAAAACACGAGCAUUUAAAGAGGAACGAGUGAGAGCUGUCAAAAGCACCUGAUGCUGCAGCCUGAUCCGGUCACCUGGGACUGAACACACACAAAAACACACACAUGGCUGCGAACACACCUUCAGACCAGCCCGUCCUCACAGAGCAGCAGGAGUUGCAGAGAAGAGCCAAUCAGGUCACAGAUGAGUCACUGGAGAGCACACGGCGGAUGGUUCAGUUCGUUGAGGAGAGUAAAGAUGUUGGGAUCAGAACUGUGGUGAUGUUGGAUGAGCAAGGAGAGCAGUUGGAGCGUAUUGAGGAGGGCAUGGACUCCAUCAACAGGGACAUGAGAGAGGCAGAGAAGAAUCUGACAGACAUGGCCCAGUGCUGUGGUUUGUGUAUCUGGCCACUCAGGAAACUGAAGGCUUUUGAGGAGAGUGGGGCAUACAAGGCAGUUUGGGGCGGAGCCUCCAGUCAGGAUGGCGUUGUAUCCAAUCAGCCGCCAUCGUCUCGAGUUGUGGAUGAGAGAGAGCAGAUGAUCAUGAGCGGAGGAUACAUACGAAGGGUGACUAAUGAUGCCCGAGAGGACGAGAUGGAGGAGAACCUGACUCAUGUGGGCAGCAUCAUUGGAAAUCUGAAGAGCAUGGCCCUGGACAUCGGCAAUGAGCUCGAAACACAGAACGACCAGAUCAUCCGCAUACAGGGAAAGGCUAAUCUCAACGUAAACCGCAUCAGCACUGCCAACCAGAAGGCUAACAACCUCAUGAAACGAUAGGAGAGCUCUUCCAGCCCUUUUCUACUUAUCUGUGCUUGUGCGUGCUGUGCCAGUGUGCUGACGCUGUUAUUUAAGCCUCGCAUUUCUCACUUUUGACCAUGAAAUAUCCUAUAAAAAACUCUUCUAGGGGCCAUAAGUCCAUUAUUCUUAGUAUUGGGUUUAAAGUGGAGUUCUUUAUUUCUUAACCUGUGUUUGAACACUCCUGUUUGCUCACAAAAUAUCCUCAUAGGAAGUCGUAGUUUUGUUGACUUGUAUAAAAUGUGACCUAUGAUUAAAAAUCUGUUUUUUUUUUUUGUUUUUUUUAUGGAAAUUUCUCUGCGAUCAACAUUUUACACUCUGUGUUACCCCUCAGAGUGGCCCCUCUUAGCCCAUGGGAACCUGUAAUGGUCCCUGUGGAGAAAGUGGGUCACUGCAGCAACCCCAUCACCACCAGCAGCAGCAGCAUAGAGCACAAUCACACAAAUAUGUCAAUUUGUGUGAAGAGCGGCUCUCCCUGGGCUGAGGCAUUGUGAAUCUUGAGCCCAUAAGUCGCCUUUUCCAUCUCCCGGACAGAAAGGGUAAUAACGGCAUCUGUGCAGCACAAUAUCCAGAAAAGCAACCGGUUCAGUCCCAAGUUGUACAUCCCUCCUCUUCCACUUUCUCCAAAUCUUCCACUGUGGAUGAAGCACGUGUGUGACGGCGCCCUCUGUAGGCGCAGGCGGGUAUUGCCCAGAAGAAGGAAACACGUAUUUACCCAGAUAGGAGGAUCUCUGGCGACACCAAGCGGACGACCGCGGAACAUACACGCUUCCUGGCCUCCCAUCUUCCUGCUUUCUCCAUGCCGACAUAAAAUGGUGGUGAAACGCAAUGACGAUGAGUUGGUGGUGUUUUUAUGAUCCCACCACUCAGUUGUUCUCAUCAAGGAGUUGCUGACAAUGCCAAAAGUCACUGUAACAGCAUUUGUUGGAGAUUAUUUGUAAUGAGUGCUUUUUGUGUUUGUAAGAUUAGCUAAUUAGGAAAAUAUUUUAAGUGAACCUGUACUGCAGUUUAAUUGGCCGCUAAGUUUGAACGUCAUCCACUGUGUUCAUUGAGUCAUUUUGGAAUUUAGAAGCUGUUAUUAGUUUAAUGGGGUGCUGGUGAGCAAUAUAGUAGAAAUAACAGCAGCACAGAUGAUGCUGACCUUUGUUGACCUAAAAAGGGCCUUCAUGUGCGCAGCUACAAGGUAACUACUACAACUAAGGAUCACUUAUGUGUGUUUGCUUUGAUAAAAUGUUAUAAUAUGAA